UUUGAAGGCAAGAUUUUGAAAGUAGUUGACUUUCUAUACUAUGACAGCUUUGUUAGGUACGACUGGUAUUCCAAGGAGAAAACAAAACUACACAGAAUUUGAAAGUGAAAAACAACCUGGUUAUUCUUCUUCCGCAGGACCUUCUAUUCCUCUUAUAACCCAGUCACCCUCUUCACAAGCAACUCCAGGUAGGGGACGAUCUCCUUACGAGCAGUUGCAAGUUACAGCCGAAGAGCCAUAUGCUGAAGCUUCUCACCGUACAUCAGCUUAUUCCAAGACGAGACAGCUUCCUCUGUUACCUGACCUUGGGAUAUCCAGCUCAAAGGGAUACUCUGUUAGUUUGUCUACAAACGACCAAGAAGAAAAAGCGAUCAAGAAUAAGGGGGCCAACAAAAGGAGCUAUCCUUUUCCUAUAUUCCAUGAACAAAAGUUCGAAAAUAAGUCACACAGAGAACAACGCCAUGUCACUUCUCCUGUUGACAAACAUGAGGAAUAUGAACCUGAGAUGACCUAUUCUCAUUAUUCUGAAACAAGGAUACCCGCCUUACGAACAACACAGGCUGAAGCCUCCUCUGAAUCUAGAACAGAGUUGCAACCAUCAGUCUUAUCUUCGAGACUACAUCGUCGAUAUGAAGAAGAAGAAGAAGAAGAAGAAGAAGAAAGCAGUCAGUCGAAGGGAAAGAAGAAUCUCUCAGAGGAAGAAAGGAAAACCUUGAAAAUUUUAAGAAAUAGGUUAUCCGCAGAGAAAUCCAGACUGCGACAAAGACAACGAAUGACUGAAAUGGCCAAACAGAUUCAGGAAUAUGAGGAAGUUUUGAAUACUAUACGUAGUGAAGCAAAUGCAUUGCUGAGAUAUGUUGAGCGUCUUGAAGCAUUUUGCAGACUAACUGGAAUUCCAGAUUCUGAAUUACGACGACCUAUUUUAAAGUUUUUACCUCCUUAGAGAGUUACUAUGAUAGGAAUAAUUUCAAAGUGCAUACGCAAUGCAUUUAAGU
Messenger RNA from Galdieria sulphuraria, 995 nucleotides. RefSeq lists its product as uncharacterized. Gene Ontology annotation, molecular function: DNA-binding transcription factor activity. The record is from RefSeq and is a predicted model, not a curated record. NCBI's taxonomy places the organism in Eukaryota, Rhodophyta, Bangiophyceae, Galdieriales, Galdieriaceae. Gene Ontology annotation, biological process: regulation of DNA-templated transcription. The coding region runs from base 41 to 943 and encodes 300 amino acids. The transcript is spliced from 3 exons.